Molecule: messenger RNA, 848 nt
Organism: Erigeron canadensis
Lineage: Eukaryota; Viridiplantae; Streptophyta; Magnoliopsida; Asterales; Asteraceae
Exons: 4
Coding region: 42-695 (217 amino acids)
Source: RefSeq, a predicted model, not a curated record
CUAUUCUCGUAAUAAUACUCUGAGGUACUUAUUAUGCUACCAUGUCGAUGACCACAAAAUAUUUGUCUUCUCAAUAUUUAAUUGCUAAAGUAAAUGUACAUGAAUGCCUAAUUACUCAUAAAGCCCAUGUUAAUCUCCCAUUCAAUUCCAUUUCUUAUAUUCCUAACACUAAACACACCGCGGCUCCUAACACAUCCACUAUCACCACAAGAUGGAAUUCGAUGAUCGUUUACGCCAAUGAUAAUGUUGAUCCUCCAGUUGAUACACCAUCUUCACCACCGGCUCGUGUUCCUUCUAGUGCUUGGAAAAAUUGGGUUAUUGGAAUUUUGAUGACAUUUGUUGUACCCUCGGUUUCGACUAAAGGAGGUCCAAUAAAAUUGAUGAUGCAGAAAGUUGAUAACAUUAUGGACACGGCGGAGCAUAUAACGGACAUAGUGGAAGCGGUCGCGGAUAAAGUCGACAAAGUGAUUGAAGAAACAGAAGGUAAUCUGCCAGAAGGCAGCCAAAUAAGAAAGACACUUGAUUACAUUGAAAAUGUGGCUGAAAGAAUUGAAAAAGAUGCUCAUACGGCCGGAGAUUAUAUUGACAAGGUUCAAGAAAUGCAAGACAAGAUAGAGUAUAUGUUGGAAUCUAUCUUAGAAGAAGCUGAAGUUACUAAAGAAGCCACCGAAAAAGAAAAGUCAAAGAGGAAAUAAAUUUGUAAAAAAGAAAAAGAUGAUAAAUUUGUAAAAUACGGUGAUGAGACGAGCCUUUUUCUACCUCUUAUGUAUAAACGUACGCCUAACGGCCUAAGUACAGCGUUGGGAUGAAAAUUAUAAAGUCUUUAAUUAAUAUCGUUCAUCUCAAAA